AUGCUGCAGCUUAUCAUGGAGUCGGCCAAGAUCGACCCGCCCCAAAGCCCCCCACCCAGUCCUUGUGCCACUAUCUACUUCAGAGAUAUCAAGAAGAGAACUUAUGCGGUGGAAGGGAACAACCCCACGUGGAAUGAGACGCUGGUCUGGCACCUCUGGACCGGUCCCCUGGAAAAUGACUCCUUCUUGCAAAUCAUCCUUCGGGACACGGGCUCAGCAAGAAAGGAAAGGUUCAUUGGCCUGGCCACAGUACUGCUCAAGCCCUUGGUGGAAAAACCGAGUGAGAUCCUGUUCGUGAAGGAUCUACCCCUGAUCAACCAUUCCAUGAAGCCCACAGACUGCACUGUCACCCUACAGGUGGCGCUUGUGACCUCCCGGAAUGUUAAGACAGAGGAUGAAGAUCGCCUUGGCAUAACGGCAAGAGACGUGGCAAAGCAGGGACUGAUGGUCCCCGGCAGUACUGUGCCCAGGACGCUGUCCUCAAAGCCUCAGGACUUCCAGGUCCGAGUGAAGGUGUUUGAAGCCCGACAGCUCAUGGGCAACAAUAUUAGGCCAGUGGUGAAGGUGACCGUCGGAGGCCACGAGCACCACACGAGGAUCAAGCUUGGAAACAACCCUUUCUUCAAUGAGACCUUCUUCCAGAACUUUCAUGAGGUUCCUGCAAAGUUCUUCGACGAGACCAUCUUAAUCCAGGUGAUGAACUCCUCGGUGCUGAGGUUCAAAUCAGAGAUCGGGAGAUUCCAAACAGAUAUUGGGUUUAUCUACCAUUCUCCAGGUCAUACACUCCUGAGGGAGUGGUUAGGUCUCUGCCAGCCAGACCAUCCCAGCAGUGGCGUGAGAGGCUAUUUGAAAGUCACCAUCUGUGCCCUUGGUGUGGGAGACCAGGCCAUGGUGGAUCUAAUGCUACCCUACAGGGCUGAUGAUACCGGCCCUAAGCUCUUCAAGUCGGCGGCAGUCCCGCUCAACACGGCUCAACUACAGUUCUUCAUCUACUGCGCUGAGGACCUUCAUUUCAAGAAACACCAGAUAGGGAACCCUAUGUUGGAGGUGGAACUAAGUGGGAAAAAGCUUAAGACCACCGUGCAGACCCAGACCGAGAACCCGAUCUGGAACCAGAUUCUGACCUUCCCGAUUCAGCUGCCCUGCCUCUCCAGCUACAUCAAGUUGAGAGUCUUGGACUGCCCCAGGAAGGAUUGCCGGGAUGAGAUCGGGACUGUCAGCCUGUCUCUCAACCAGAUCUCAUCCACCGGUGGAGAGAUGGAAGGAGUGUACUCUGGCUUCCUACCCUGCUUCGGCCCCAGCUUCCUGACUUUUCACGGGGGUAAAAAGGCCCCUUUCAGGAUCCAGGAAGAAGGCACUUGUCCUGACUCUGUGAAGGAUGGUUUAGAUUAUCGAGGCCGAGUCUUCCUGGAGUUAGUCACCGACAUAAAAUCCCAUCAAGACUUUAAGAUAAAGGAUCUCUCCCGCGAAGUGACCAGGAUGGAGAAACAACAGAACCGCCAGAAGUACGGGCUGUGUGUCAUCUUCCUCUCCUGCACCAUGAUGCCCAACUUUAAGGACCUGAUCCAAUUCGAGGUCAGCAUCGGCCACUAUGGAAACAAGAUGGACCUGAAUUACAAGCCUCUAGUCUCAACCACACAGUACAGCCCAGUGAUAUAUGAUGGGAACAUCUACCACUACGUGCCCUGGUACAACACCAAGCCUGUCGUGGCCGUGACCUCCUACUGGGAGGACGUCAGCUUCCGCAUGAACUGCCUCAACCUCCUCCACAUCGCUCGGGACCACCUGAAGGCCAAUCUGGACACCCUGAAGUCCACGCGGAAUCCGAAGGACCCGGCCCUGCUCCUCCAGUGGGAGAAGCUGCUGAAGGAGCUGCUUGAGGACUGCCAGCGCCCCCUGCCCUGCCUGACCGAUCAGCCCAAAGCCACGGAGCUGGACAAGAAGAGGUGGGAGCUCCGUAAUCACCUCCUGCAGCAGCUGGCCAGGCAGGCCAGGGAAGCCAAGCCCAAGGACAUGGUGGCCACCGCGGAGGGCUGGCUGUACCGCCUCAACUCCGUGCUCCCUGAGCCCCAGGUGAGCCUCCCGGACGCGAUGAUCUGGCUGAUGGUCAAGGACCAGCGAGUGGCCUACGCCCAGGUGCCCGCCCACACCAUCCUCUUCUCCCGGGCCGGGCCCCUGCAGUCUGGCAAAUUCUGCGGGAAGACACAGACUCUCCUCUUACAGUACCCAGAGGGUGAAGGACAGAAGGACAUGCUCCCGGCCCACAUCCGGGUCUGCAUGUGGCUCGGCAACGUGGAAGACAGCAAGGAUCUCAAGCUGCUCCGUCAUGGCAACGUGGUGGUGUAUGCAGAGACGUAUGAAAACCAGGCCAAGUACAAAGACCAGUGGGGGCAACAGGGGCUGCGCCGUUGCCCCAACUUCUCGGACGUCAUAGGACACACGUCCCUCCCCAAGGAGGAUUUCAGGGUGCCCCUGGGAUGGCACUGGCAGGGGAAGUGGAUGGUGGAGCCUCAGAGGAGACUUCUCCUGGACACAGACAUCAACAAGAGCCAGGUGCUGGAAGAGGUGUAUGAGAACCAGUGGCGUGACGUCACAGGGGCCUGGGUGCCUGCGGCCAUCCCAAACACGGACGUGGAAGGAAACUUCAUGGAGGCCCGGGAGAACAUAAAGUGCCCCCGAGGCUGGUACGUUCAGAAGAACUGGACUGUAGAGCUGAACCACGCGGUGGACAAUGAGGGCUGGGAGUACGGAGUGGGGAUCCCGCCCUCCGGCCUGCCGCUGGCCUGGAACUCGGUGGAGAAGACCUACUACUCGGUGCGACGGCGACGCUGGGUGCGUGUGCGCUUCCGGAGCCCCCGGACGCUGACCCACGAGCAGGAGACACUGUCCUUCCUCCAGCUGCACAGCCCCAGCGUGGCCAAGGAGGACGAGGGCUGGGAGUAUGGCACCUUUGGCUCCAAGUUCCACCUGAACCCUCAGCCUAACAGCCAGUUCCGCCGCCGCUGCUGGCACCGAAGGCUGGCCCCCAACAAGGACAGGGGCGUUGCACCCAUAUUUCUCCUCGAGGGAUCCCUGGCACUGGGCAUGGACCUGACUCAGGACAAGAAGGACCAGGAGGACAGAACAUCUUUAUGGGGAAUGCACAAAAUGCUUUCCAACAUCUGGAGGCCUACCCCAGAGAACACCCAGCCACCCAACAUGCCCUUCAUCUACUGCAUCUUCAACAAGCCCCACUACUACCAGCUCUUCUGCUACAUCUACCAGGCCCGGAACCUGAAGCCCAACCAGAUCCAGAUGUUCCAGGGGCCUUUCAUUCGAGCGGUCUUCCUGAACCACAGCCAGUCCACGCAGACACUGAGCAGCUCCACAGCCCCCACCUGGGCCCAGACGCUGGUCUUCCUGCACCUCCUCCUCUAUGAGAACCCCCAGGACACCAAAGAGAGCCCACCACUCGUGGUGCUGGAACUGUGGCAGCAGGACUCCCAGGGCAAAGAGAGCUUGUGGGGACGAAGCAUGUGGUCCCCAGUGGUCUGGCUGGAUCUCGAAGACCGGACCCUGCCCCCCAUGAGGUGGCACCCCCUUGUAAAAGCGAUGGGGGAGGAAGAGGGUGAGAUCUUGGCAUCCUGUGAGCUGAUCCUCGAGACCCAGAGUGUCAGAGAGAAGAAGCCGCCGAUCCUGAGUGUUCCCUGGAAGGAUAAGGUCUACAUGCUCCCCAAGGACAUCCAGCCCACGCUGAAGAAGAUGGCUGUUGAGGUCCUGGUCUGGGGCCUCCGGAACAUGAAGAACGUACGCUCCCCCUAUCUCCUGGUGGAAUGUGGGGAGCAGUCCCUGAGGACAGAGCCCAUCAAGGACUUCCAGACCAACCCCAACUUCCCCCAGUCUGCCCUCUUCUUCACACUGUUUAUGCCUACAGAGGAGGCCUACUCACUGCCCCUCAUGGUGAAGGUGGUGGACACCCGGGACUUCAGCCAGCAGACCGUGGUGGGUCAGGCCAUCAUUGACUUCCUACAGCCCUAUGUCUGUGACCCCUGGGCUGACAACUACGUGCCCCCAAGGCUUCCAACGCUGUCCAUGAAGAAGCACCACCAGCUCCUAGGUUACCUCUAUGAAAAGUUACGGCUCAAUUACCACAAAGCCGAGGGUGCCCCCCCACCCCAGCAACCAAGGGCCAAAGGCAGAAUUACCCUCUUCCUGCAGGAUGAGUAUGAGCAUGACGUGGACUGGUGGAGCAAGCUGUCCUGGGCCACCAGAGAUGCCCCCGGAUCCUUACAGUACAAGGACAAAGACUACCACACCCUGAAGGUGUACGACUGUGAGCUGGAGGCUGUGCCAGACUUCAAAGGUCUGCAGGACUUCUGCCAGACUUUCAAACUCUACAAGGAGAAGCCCGUGCUGGACAGCCCCGUAGUGGGAGAGUUCAAGGGCCUUUUCCGCAUCUACCCAUUCCCUGAGGACCCCAAAGCCACCAAGCCCCCCCGGCAGUUCCUGGUCUGGCCCGAGAGAGAAGGCUUCCCUCAGCAGUGUUUGGUGCGGGUGUACGUGGUGCGGGCACUCAGCCUGCAGCCCCAGGACUACAAUGGUCUGUGUGACCCCUACGUGAUCCUGAAACUGGGUCAGAAACAGCUUGGCAACCGGGACACGUACCAGCCAAACACUCUGGACCCCAUCUUUGGCAUGAUGUUUGAACUGAGCUGCAACAUCCCCCUGGAGAAGGACCUGGAGAUCCAGCUCUAUGACUUUGACCUGUUCUCACCUGACGAUAAGAUUGGAACCACGGUCAUCGACCUCGAAAACCGACUCUUGUCUGGCUUUGGAGCUCGCUGUGGGCUCUCCAAAUCCUACUGCCAAUCAGGACCCUUCAGGUGGCGGGAUCAGAUGCCCCCAAGCUACCUCCUGGAACGCCACGCCAGGCUGAAAGGGCUGCCUCCGCCUCUGUUCGAUUCUGAGGACAACUCUGUGUUUUACAAUGGGAAGAAGUUCAAACUGCAAAGCUUUGAGCCCAAGCCCCCUACUGCUCAGGAUUUGGGGCCCGAGAAGGAGCGCCUCGCACUCCACCUCCUGCACACGCAAGGGCUGGUGCCUGAGCACCUGGAGACACGCACGCUGUACAGUGACAGCCAGCCAGGCAUCGACCAGGGAAAGGUACAAAUGUGGGUGGAUAUCUUCCCCAAGAAGCUUGGGCCUCCUGGCCCCCCGGUCAACAUCAGCCCCAGAAAGCCGAAGAGGUAUGAGCUCCGCUGCAUCAUCUGGCAAGUUUCCAGCAUGGACCUGCAGGACACCCACUACAGCGGCAAGAACUCCAGCGACAUCUAUGUCAAAGGGUGGUUGUUUGGACUGGAGAAGGACAUGCAGAUGACAGACAUCCACUACUACUCCACGACUGGGAGGGGCUACUUCAACUGGCGGUUCAUCUUCACCAUGGACUACCUAGCAGCCGAGCAAAUGUGCAUCCAGAGCCAGAAGGACUACAUAUGGAGCCUGGAUCCCACAUCACUCAAGUUCCCACCCCGGCUCAUCAUUCAGGUCUGGGACAAUGAUGUCUUAUCCAGUGAUGACUUCCUAGGGGUCCUGGAGCUGGAUCUGUCUGACAUGCCCUUCCCUGCCCGGUAUGCCAAGAACUGCUCCACCAGGCUGAUGGACACGGAGCCCAAGUGGCCCCACUUCCACCAACACAAGCAUAUCUCCCUCUUUAAGAAGAAGAUUGUGACUGGCUGGUGGCCUUGCCAGGUCCUCGACAAUGGAAAAUGGCGCUUGUCGGGUAAAGUGAACAUGACUCUGGAGAUGCUGACAGAGGAAGAAGCCUCACUCAAGCCAGCCGGACGAGGCCAGUCAGAACCCAACCAAUACCCUACACUUCAACCCCCCAUACGCCUCGACAACACCUUCAGAUGGGUGCUGUUACCCAUCCAAAACUUGUUGCACUAUAUCUGGAGACACAACCGCUACAGAAUCCUAGCCCUCUUUGUCAUACUGACUGCACUGUUGAUGCUGUUCAACUUUAUCUAUUCAACUCCGAACUAUUUGGCCAUGAGCUUGAUUAAACCUGGAGUUCAGGUACACACUGCCAUUAAAAUAUCCAGCAAUGCCGUCACUUCACUCACCACCACCAACAGCAACUAUUCCAUCCUCACCACCCAGGAUCUGAAGCUACAACCUACUACAAUCGACCCUGAGUUUAACCAGGGACCUAUGAAUCUCCUGAGAGAUCUUUUUCCAGAUCUUCCAAUCCCAAGACUACUUCACCCACGAGAGCACUCCAGCCCGUGA
Messenger RNA from Trichechus manatus latirostris (Florida manatee), 6267 nucleotides. It is a transcript of the gene FER1L5, whose product is annotated as fer-1 like family member 5. NCBI's taxonomy places the organism in Eukaryota, Metazoa, Chordata, Mammalia, Sirenia, Trichechidae. Gene Ontology annotation, cellular component: cytoplasmic vesicle; membrane; T-tubule. The record is from RefSeq and is a predicted model, not a curated record. Gene Ontology annotation, biological process: macrophage activation involved in immune response; T-tubule organization; negative regulation of phagocytosis.